UUCUAAAUUACUUUUAUUUAAACAAACAAACUACAGACUGCAGCUACUGCAACAGAUCUAUUUCCACAAGAGAAGAUAGAAUUAAAUGUAAAAGUGAGCAUUAAAGAAAUGUUUUAAAAUGAAUAGAAAUUCUGGAACAGAUAAUUUACUGUUACUAUCGUGGUCUAACUAUGACAGCGCUGUUACAACAGCAUUCAAUAAAUAUCUUGCCUCGCAGACGUUUUGUAACGUUGUUCUGUGUGCGGAGGGGAAAACUAUAUCAUGUCACCAGGAACUACUUUCUGCAUGCUCAGACUGGUUCGAAAACAUUCUCUCAACCCUUGACAAAAACCUGCGCCCCAUAAUAAUUCUCAAGGAUGUGAAGUAUACCGACCUGGAGUACCUGGUCAGGUUUAUUUACUCCGGAGAGGUUGUAGUACCCAGGGAUCAGGUUCAGGAUGUACUCAAUACAGGAGAAUUACUUCAGAUUAAAGGACUUACUGAGAAAUCGGAUCGGAGUAAAGAUGAGCUUAAACGUGAAAAUCAAACAGUUAAUAAUAAUCGAGAAAAGAAAUCUGAUAAAGAAACCGUAACCUCUCCAAAAUUUGAAUCCGUAGAAAAACAAAAUUCCGGAUCAGAGAAAGACUCGGAAGAAGUAGAGAAGAUGGUCUCCGAGAGGGAUCUUGCAUCUGAGAAACUAAAAGGAAAAACUAAUUCAAAUCCAACGGAGAAGAAUUCUGUUCCUGGAGUAAGAUCGCAGCCUGAAAGAAUUAUCGAGUGUUCUGGAACUUCUGACGACAGUUUGAAAAUAGCAAGAAAAUCCUCUCCGACAGAACCUGGCACAAAAUCUAGUUUGGUUGGUCAGAGUACUGCCGAACCCUCUCCGAAACCCGAUGAUAAAAUUGUGUCCCCCAAACCAAAGAAACGGCGGAUCUAUGAGAACUCUGCCCCAGUUUAUGAUAACCGGCAGAUAUACGCCGCAGACUUAUUACAAACACAGUUGGAUUAUUCAGGUGAUGAUAUAGUGCUUGAGAAUGAUGAAGAUGGGUUUCAAGGAUAUGAAAGAUUAUCUCCGGUUUCUGGAGUAGAGGACUGUGGUCCGUUUAAGAAGAUUUGGUCGAAUACGUAUAUUGUUUACAAUCUUGGGAAAGAGAUCAUUUGUCUCCUUUGCUUUUGCAGGUUUACCCAGUUUAAAAAGUUUAAUCUUGAGCGGCAUAUGAGGAAGAAGCACCCUGACUACUACCAACUAGACCACGAGGUUAAGAAGAAGGUUCUAGACGUGUUGGUUGGAAGGUAUGAAGAGAUGGUUACUCCGGGUGUAGUGGCAUCAGUACCCUGUCAAGGGAAUGAAAGUAUGGUUUCAGAUAUUCUCCAGAUGGAUUCAAUUGAGUGGAGUUCAAUACUAGGAGAAGAUCUUGGUUCAAGAAGAGAGGAAGAUCUUAAACCCGGAGAGGAGCCUGGUAUAGACCAGGAUCUAGGGAUCGGAGACAAGUUUGACGAUUCUUUGCUCGAGUGUCAGAUCAAGCUUCAGUGCGAGGACGGAGAAAUUGGGUAUUUGUAAACCUGGAGAUAUCUCCGAUCCUGAUUUCUUUUUGUUCUUAAAAUUAAAAUUUAAAAAUUUUUAAAAAUAAAUUUACAUAUUAAAAAAUUUA
This is a messenger RNA of Eurytemora carolleeae, 1631 nucleotides long. RefSeq names its product longitudinals lacking protein, isoforms H/M/V. The transcript has 11 exons. Lineage: Eukaryota; Metazoa; Arthropoda; Copepoda; Calanoida; Temoridae. The record is from RefSeq and is a predicted model, not a curated record. Bases 119 to 1540 code for a protein of 473 amino acids. Gene Ontology annotation, biological process: regulation of transcription by RNA polymerase II. Gene Ontology annotation, cellular component: nucleus. Gene Ontology annotation, molecular function: protein binding.